Messenger RNA from Lotus japonicus, 1248 nucleotides. RefSeq lists its product as uncharacterized. The coding region runs from base 46 to 879 and encodes 277 amino acids. The transcript is spliced from 6 exons. The record is from RefSeq and is a predicted model, not a curated record. Lineage: Eukaryota; Viridiplantae; Streptophyta; Magnoliopsida; Fabales; Fabaceae.
GGGGGCAAGUGAGGGAAGAAAGCAAGAGCAAAGAGUUGAAGAAAAAUGAAGCUGGGUGAUGCAGCAAACGCCACAAAGUUUGUUCAUCUUUUCAGAUUCAAAAUUUCUUCACUCUCUUCUUCUUCUUCUUCUUCAACCUCUCGUUUCAACGCCUUCACUUCCACUACCAAUUGCAUCAAAUGGAAACCCGAUUCCGUGCUAAGAACACUACUGAAAUCGAAGACUCUCCAUCUUCCAUUCUCGCCACGCUGCUCCUUCAAUUUCCAAACCCAUCUUACCGCUACUGCUAGCUACCUUCGUAAUUUCCGAUUUUCUGGCGGUGGAAGCAUAGUCUUAGGUCUGACAGUUGCAUCUGCAUCUGCAGCAACUGUAGCUCAUGCCAUGGAUGCUGGGGAUGCUUUCGUGGAUGAUCCUCGUAAUGACUCGCAGGACCCUUCAAAAGAGGAAGAAAAUGGGGACCAAUUGUGGAAUUUGACUAGGAAAUUUUGGCUGCCUGUUCUUUUCUUUCUUACAGUGUUGUCGAACUUGGAAGAUCCAUUUACAAUAUUGUUCAUUAAACUUACCUUAUUCCUCCUCAGCACAAAGCCCAAUCCUUUCUCUGUCUAUAUUUUUGUUGAUCAGUUGUGCCAACAAUAUGUGCACCAAGGUCAUCAAUUUUUAAAAAAGUCAGUGUAUGCCAGCAAAGUUGAAGUGCAGGACUAUACGCUUUUGUGCCUGGCUGCUGUUGAAAUAGGAGAUCAGAAGUUCACAUUGGUUGGAAUUCUCGGUGCCUGGUGGACUUUGCCAUCUUUAUUAUCUCGGGAAACAUUCUCUUUGGUUAGAAACAGACUUGUAAGCAUCUUGGGGAAAACGACUGAACAAGGCAUGCUGCAAAGUUAGAAUUAGCAGUCGGGUUCUGAACUGAAGUGGCCGUCGCUUUAGCUUCCCCUUCCAGGUCUUCUCUUGUGAUCAGCAAGUUAAUCAUGCUAUUUUUAGAAGGGCAAAUAUCUGCAGGUGUAAUCCGUGAUUGUUUUCUUGUUUUUCAAAAGGGUUUCUCUUCCCAAGUCUUUUGUUGUGACUUGUGAUCAAUCAGUUGAUCAGUCUAACUAUAGAGUUUGGAAUCAGGUUAACCCCUGUUGGUUUAGUCCUCUUGGAAGCUGUUCGAUAAAUUAUGUUUAUCAUAUAGGACUGAUACUUCUUAUUAAACUAGCCUAUCUCAUAGAAAUUGUACAUAUCUGAUGGAACAUUAACAAAACGUUGUUUUCCUCC